AUGAUAUAUCUACCCUCUUUAAUUUCUGUUUUAGAAGUUUUAAUUGUAACAGUACCAGUCCUUAUGACAGUAGCUUUUAUUACCUUAGCGGAAAGAAAAACCAUGGCGAGUAUGCAAAGAAGAUUAGGUCCAAACAUAGUAGGUUACUAUGGUAUUUUACAAGCAUUUGCGGAUGCCUUGAAACUAUUGUUAAAGGAAUAUGUAUCACCCACACAGGCUAAUUUAGUCUUAUUUUUCUUAGGGCCAAUUAUAACCUUAAUUUUCUCAUUAUUAGGUUACCUUGUUAUACCUUUUGCACCUGGUUUAUCUUUAAAUGAUUUAAACUUAGGUAUACUAUACAUGUUAGCCGUAUCAUCUCUGGCUACAUAUGGAAUUCUAUUAGCAGGUUGAAGUGCAAAUAGUAAGUAUGCUUUUUUAGGUUCACUUAGAAGUACUGCACAACUAAUUAGUUAUGAAUUAAUCUUAAGUUCUGCUAUCUUAUUAGUUGUAAUGCUGACAGGAAGCUUGAGUUUAACGGUUAAUAUAGAAGCUCAGAGAGUUAUAUGA
This is a messenger RNA of Hymenoscyphus albidus, 546 nucleotides long. The record is from the annotation of a GenBank genome assembly. NCBI's taxonomy places the organism in Eukaryota, Fungi, Ascomycota, Leotiomycetes, Helotiales, Helotiaceae.